Cuculus canorus (common cuckoo) is the source of this 1746-nucleotide messenger RNA. It is a transcript of the gene CACNG1, whose product is annotated as calcium voltage-gated channel auxiliary subunit gamma 1. The transcript has 4 exons. The coding region runs from base 149 to 829 and encodes 226 amino acids. Gene Ontology annotation, biological process: regulation of calcium ion transmembrane transport via high voltage-gated calcium channel; calcium ion transmembrane transport. Gene Ontology annotation, molecular function: voltage-gated calcium channel activity; calcium channel regulator activity. The record is from RefSeq and is a predicted model, not a curated record. Gene Ontology annotation, cellular component: membrane; L-type voltage-gated calcium channel complex. Lineage: Eukaryota; Metazoa; Chordata; Aves; Cuculiformes; Cuculidae.
CUGACACAGCCCAGCAGCUGCCCGCGGCCGCCCUGCUCUCCUCAGGCAGCACGGGGCUGACAUUUCCCAACACUCAGAUGCGCCAGGGUUUCGGGAGACCUUGUGAAUCACCCACCGUGCUCCAUCGGGAGCGUAGGUCCAGAGCGGGAUGGAUGAGAGCAAACCUCUGAAGGUCCGGCUGACGUUCUCCGUGAUCCUGGUUGGCAUCUCCCUCCUGUUCGCAGCCGUAGUGACUGACCACUGGGCCGUGCUGAGCCCCAAAGUGGAGCAAUACAAUGCCACCUGCGAAGCGGCUCAUUUUGGGCUAUGGCGACUCUGUACAAAGCGGAUUUUUAUGCAGGAGCAAGGUCCCAAAGAGAAGGGCUGUGGGCCGAUAAGCCUGCCAGGAGAACUCAGCUGUUCCUACUUCAAGCACUUCACUCCAGGACAGAGCUCGGAGAUAUUUGAAGUCACCACCCAGAAAGAAUACAGCAUUUCAGCCGCAGCCAUUGCCAUCUUCAGUGUUGGCUUUGCAAUCAUCGGAACAAUCUGCAUCCUCUUGUCCUUCGGGAAGAAGAGGGAUUAUCUGCUGAAGCCUGCGUCCAUGUUCUACACUUUCUCAGGUCUCUGCAUCAUCAUCUGUGUUGAAGUCAUGAGACAAUCUGUGAAGAGGAUGAUCGACAGCAAGGAAACAUCUUGGAUCGAGUACAGUUAUUCCUGGUCCUUCGCCUGUGCCUGCUCAUCCUUCGUCCUGCUUUUCAUCUGCGGCAUCGCUCUCCUUCUGAUCGCGCUGCCUCGCUUCCCCCAGAACCCCUGGGAGACCUGCAUGGAUGCGGAACCGGAGCACUGAUGUUCCCAACACCCGUGAAAAGGUCUAGGAAAUGUUCUGGAAAGAUUUGUAUUUUUUAAAAUGUUUGGGUUUCACUAUACAAUGUGCACUCCUUUCCCUGAGUCGUUCCUGAACCGAGGCACGUUGAGUUGUAAUUAUUGCUUUGUUUCUUCUUUUUAUUUCUCCCACCUCUGUUUUUUUUUUUCAUUUAAGGAAGCAGAAAGAGCAUCCGGAGAGGGUUGUGGGUGCGCGGCACUGCUCUGUGCCAAUUUAGGGUGCCCUGCGCCGGUGCGGUUAGGAGAAAACCUACACCCAGCUCAUGCCACAGAGAAGACACCUUUCUUAGGGAGAUGACAUUUGGUGUGGUUAGGGUUUAGAGCAGAACUCUGAGGGAUAUCCGGCUUUUACACCUCGCUCGAUCAAAGAGAGACAGUGAGAAAUUCUAGCUCCAUGACGACCCUGUUCCCCCAUUCAUACCGCACUCCUCUCCCUCUCUCAGAAGGGCUCUGGAAUAAGUCGAAAAAUCCUUAUGCUGUUCUAUUAAACUUUUACAAUUUGGGGAAAAAAAGAAAACCACACCAAAAUCUUUGCCUUUACCUUGCAUUGGGAUAAAAAUUUCGCCUACACCCUGCAGUGCCUUCUUUUGAGUUACACACAAAAGCCCCGCAAGAUACAGUUUUUGUUCUGCUAAAAUUUUGAUGGCAAAGUGAAGAAGUACUGAACAUGAAGAGUGAUAUUUUCCUUUAAUAAAGAGCAUAAUCUUCCAGUAGCAUGAUUUUUUGGAAAAUGAUUUCGAUGGAUGAAUCACUUGGCCCAUCACAUUAUCACAUUCUGCUAGGUCCAGAAUGACAGUGUAAUUCUGGAUGGUAUUUACCAUACGGAGCUCUCGUUUGUUCUCCAUAAAUGGGCUUUUUAAGCGUAACGUGCUUUGCUCACCG